Molecule: messenger RNA, 660 nt
Organism: Emiliania huxleyi CCMP1516
Lineage: Eukaryota; Haptophyta; Isochrysidales; Noelaerhabdaceae
Exons: 3
Coding region: 1-660 (219 amino acids)
Source: RefSeq, a predicted model, not a curated record
AUGGUUAUGGACGGGAUCGCCGACGUCGCGCACUCCCACAGUGGUCACGAGUGGGAGAAUUCGGCGGGCGAAAUGCGGCGGUUUGGAUGCGUCCCCUUUGGGACGACCUGUUGGGACGACCUGUGGGACGACCUGUGGCAGCGACCGAUGCCGUCACCGGACGCGGCGGCGAGGCACACGGGCGCCGGCGUGGCGCGUCGGCAGGCCCACCACGAGCGGAUGCGCGACGAGCGCGCUCGGGAAGCGGCCGCGGGCGACGCGGAGCUUCCGCCGGAGGACGACGCGGUCGAGAUGGCGAGCGCCGCCCACGUGCUGGACAGCGUGGCGGAGGUGGGCCCGAACUACACCCUGCUGCGCAGCAAGGAGACGAAGGCGAAGCGGCGGAAGCGACAGCGCGAGGAUGCCAGGGCGGCGCUCGACGGCCACACUGUCCUGUCCACCGGAUCGCGCCUCGAGAUCUUCUGCGACAGUGAGCGGUGGUACCCUGCGACCGUCAUGGCGCGGGAGGAGGACGGGGACGGACGGAUCGCGCACCAGGUCGAGUACGACGGCUACCCGGAUCGGCGGUGGUGGCACAUGCUGGACGACGAGCGGAUAUGGGCCAAAAGCGUCGAAAAUGUCCCAAAAAGCGUGUCUUACCCUUGGAAUGGCCGGAUUUAG